This is a messenger RNA of Penicillium psychrosexuale, 684 nucleotides long. RefSeq lists its product as uncharacterized. The coding region runs from base 1 to 684 and encodes 227 amino acids. The transcript is spliced from 3 exons. The record is from RefSeq and is a predicted model, not a curated record. Lineage: Eukaryota; Fungi; Ascomycota; Eurotiomycetes; Eurotiales; Aspergillaceae.
AUGACCCAAAGUCGAUGGAACUGCGAAUUGCUCUUAUCGAUGCGGGAAUUGUGUCAUAGAGCAAUUGUUCUGGCCACUGCUCUUCGAUUCAUCAAUCCGGAGAGCUAUCUCAGAAUCCACGUUCUCCAGCCCGAGUGGAAUCCUACCGAAACAGACGUAAUACAAUGCUAUGUCCCAACCAAGUCGUUGAGUGGUGCAUGGAUCAGCAAAGACCUCAUAGCAUUGGAGGCCAAUACUAAACAUACGACACAAAAAGAAUUGUCCAAGAUUAUGCCAUUAGUUGACGGUAUUGUGUGCGUCGCGGAUAUUUCAACUCUCGACUACCGAUAUAUGGUAGACCCCGGGAAAACUCAAUUCAAUGAAUCACUGGGCCUUCUCGAGGAAGUCCUAGGCAGCCGGGGUCCACAGCGGAAGCCAAUCCAGCUCUUACUGAACAAAACCGACAUACUGCGCAGGAAGCUAAAGCACCUGGGAGUAUCCCUAUAUUCCGAGGGCGGACUCUUGCGGUAUUUCCCUGGUUCGGCUGAAUCCGUGGCUAAGUGCUUCAAGGAGCAUUUGGGAUACUGCGACGAGUAUUAUCUACGGGAGAUUUGUGCUCUGGACGCAACAUGGAUGAACCACUUAUUCAAGGUGUGGCGCGAAAUGAUGUUCAAAUCAAAGCUUCUCGCUGCAGGUGUUAUGUGA